AAAAACAGAAGAGGCACAAGAUAAGUUUCGAACAGGCAAUCUUUGGACACCCUUUUUUGACCCAGAGAAUGAAGUCGUCUGCGAGAACAGCGCAAGGAUGCACGUGCUACUUCUUAAAGACCCAAGAGAAGCAGAGUCUGGACCUGAUCCUUACAUAAAGGAGCUGGAGUCACGAGGACACAAAGCAACCCCGAUUCCAGUUCUGUCCUUUAGGUUUGUUUCGUUAAACACCUUGUUGGAUAAGCUUUUCCAUCCAGAGAAUCACGGUGGCUUGAUAUUUACCAGUCCGAGAGCAGUGGAGGCUGUGAAGAUGUGUCUAGAAGCAGAAGAAAGGAGACGAGAAUGGAACCGACACGUAAAAGACAACUGGAACACGAAGUCCAUCUACGUGGUUGGGAAGGCGACUGCAGCAUUAGUCCAAAGUCUGGGUCUGAAGCCCGUGGGAGAGGACGCGGGGACGGCAGACGUCUUAUCGCGGCUCAUCAUCCAAAGAGAGGAUAAAAAUAUCCCGCCGCUCUUUUUCCCGUGUGGUUCAAUUAAAAGAGAAGUCUUGCCCACAGCUUUAAGGGAACACGGAGUUCCUCUGGAGACGCUGACUGUCUAUCAAACCGCUGAACAUCCUGAUCUGGAGACAAAUCUAAACAACUAUUUCACAGAACAGGGCAUUCCCGCGAGCGUCUGUUUCUUCAGCCCGUCUGGAGUUAAGUUUUGCCUGGAAACCGUACGAAGGCUGUCAGGUGAUCAGCUCACUCACAUAAAGUUCGCAGCCAUCGGGCCAACCACACGGGAUGCGAUGGCAGCCGAAGGUCUGCGUGUGAGCUGCACCGCCGAGAAGCCGACAGCCCAACAUUUGGCCGCAGCGAUAACGAAAGCUCUACGGUGACCAACCGGAGGCACCGGUUCUUUCAUCCAAACACACUUUCUAUUCUCUCUACGUUUAUUCAUGUAUUUAUUGUGUGAACGUUUAUGAAGUGUUCACACUAUUGUGAUCAGUUUUUCUUUUGUACGUUUUGGCAUCGCUCUCGUUCCACAAUUCAAUUCAGUUUAUUUAUAUAGCGCCAAAUCACAACAAAGUUGUCU
Messenger RNA from Nematolebias whitei (Rio pearlfish), 1080 nucleotides. RefSeq names its product uroporphyrinogen III synthase (gene uros). The transcript is spliced from 11 exons. The record is from RefSeq and is a predicted model, not a curated record. NCBI's taxonomy places the organism in Eukaryota, Metazoa, Chordata, Actinopteri, Cyprinodontiformes, Rivulidae. Gene Ontology annotation, molecular function: uroporphyrinogen-III synthase activity. The coding region runs from base 98 to 883 and encodes 261 amino acids. Gene Ontology annotation, biological process: uroporphyrinogen III biosynthetic process.